Messenger RNA from Paecilomyces variotii, 1584 nucleotides. RefSeq names its product peroxisomal membrane protein. Bases 141 to 1370 code for a protein of 409 amino acids. Gene Ontology annotation, molecular function: protein binding. NCBI's taxonomy places the organism in Eukaryota, Fungi, Ascomycota, Eurotiomycetes, Eurotiales, Thermoascaceae. The transcript is spliced from 2 exons. Gene Ontology annotation, biological process: protein import into peroxisome matrix, docking. The record is from RefSeq and is a predicted model, not a curated record. Gene Ontology annotation, cellular component: peroxisomal membrane; peroxisomal importomer complex; peroxisome.
UGGCAUCUCUCCGUGGUUAUCAUCACUAACUCCCCCUCUUGUGAAUAGGUUCGGCCUUACCAGCACUGCCGGCCAGCGGUGGUACCACCUCGACCACGUCUACAACUCCAACUACUUCAACAACAUCUGCGUCUGGAUCGAUGGCAAACCCUCCGGAACUGCCGUCGCGCCCGGAUUCUCUCAAUUCUGUUGUUAACCGCACCGCCUCGACAUACUCUCCGUACGGCGCAUCGCGAUUGGGAACAAGCCCUUAUGGAGGCUACGGCGGAUACGGCGGAUACGGUGGCUACUCAUCGCCAUACUCACGUUUGGGUGGGAUGGGAUCGAUGUACGGUGGCUACGGAGGGUACGGUAGCAUGUAUGGAGGUAUGGGGGGCAUGGGCGGGAUGUAUGGCGGAAUGGGAGGCAUGUCUGGGGAUCCGAAUGACCCGAACAGCUUGACAAACUCGUUCAGUCAAAGCACGCAGGCCACGUUCCAGAUUAUCGAGAGCAUCGUUGGCGCAUUUGGUGGGUUUGCGCAGAUGCUAGAGAGCACCUAUAUGGCCACGCAUAGUUCCUUCUUUGCCAUGGUGUCUGUCGCGGAGCAAUUUGGGAAUCUGAGAAAUACCUUGGGUUCUGUUCUGGGAAUCUUCACACUGAUCCGAUGGUUCAAGACGCUCUUCGCCAAGCUCACCGGCCGGCCACUACCUGCAGAUGCAACAGCCCUGACGCCAUCUGCUUUCUCUGCAUUCUUGCACGGCAGAUCGGCUCCUGCAUCCCUUCCUGAUGGCUCUCCCGCUCCCCCAAGGCCGUCGAAGAAGCCCUUCCUCAUGUUUAUCGUCGCCGUCUUCGGCCUUCCCUACCUGAUGGGUAAGCUGAUCCGCGCUCUCGCUCGUUCUCAGGAGGAAGAGGCAAAACGCCAACAGCUCCUGAUGGGAUCUGGCGAACCUGGCCAGCAAAGUGCGCCUCUCGAUCCCUCCAAGCUGGAUUUCUGUCGCGUCCUGUAUGACUACACCCCGGAGACGCAGAACACCAACGGCAUCGAUCUUGCCGUGAAGAAGGGCGACAUUGUCGCCGUGCUUGGUAAGUCUGACCCGAUGGGCAACCCAUCAGAGUGGUGGCGCUGCAGGGCCAGGGACGGUCGUGUCGGAUAUCUCCCCAGCCCGUACCUCGAAACUAUUCAGCGGAGACCCGCGCAGCAGGCGAUCACCACUGGCAGUGCUCCCGCUAGCAGGACUGGUACUAUGCAGAGCACAACUGGUGCGGCUACGGAAGCCCGAUCUCAGAGCAUGUCUGCUGUGUCGCACCCGGAGGAGAAGAAGCCGGAAAUCAAGGGCAAGAUGGGUGACAUCUCUCCGGAAAGUUUCCAAAAGAGCACCUUCUACUCAUGAGUUCAUUAUUCCUGUCUUGGAUGAGUUUCCCUUUGCUUCGGAUGCCCUCGAUUCUACCUAUUAUUGUCUUAUCAGUCUUAUAUGAUUAUCAGCGCUUUAUUUGCUACGUUUAAAGAGCGGAUAUCCGUCUCCUUAUUUACCUUUGUCUUUCCUUAUAAUGUCCUUGGAAUUGGUUUCCGAGUGUGUAUACGACUGGGCUAGCCUUCUCAUAUCU